AUUCGUCAAGAAAGCUAGGGCUUUCCCUUCCAGUUUCUGCAUUUCUUUCUAGGGUUCAUCAUGUGGGCGCUGCGCCGAUCUUCGAACCCUCUCAAGAGUGGAAGAAUUAGCUUAAGAUUUGCUCAUACAGCUUCUGCCAAAUUAGAAACUUCAAGUUAUUACAUAAAAGAAAAGGCUGGCCUUUUUGCGUCCUCUGAAGCAAUACAAGAGACAUGUAUAUCACUGUUGAGAUUUUACCAUUCCAGACAUGCUUCUUCAAAUAUCUAUAUUGGGAGGCGUGCUCUUUCCUCCAAAGCUGGUGCAGAAAGCAAAGGAGAGGAAGAUGACUUGGAAGAUGGUUUUCCUGAACUUGAAACACCUGCUAGUGCAGAGGCAAAUGAUUAUUCUAGUGCAGGGGAAGAAAAUGAAGAUGAACUUCUAUCUGAACCAGAACACCCAGGUGAUGAUGAAGAUGUUGAAGAGCCUGUUGAAAAUGAACUAGAAUUAUCAGAGAUCGAAACCAUUCCCGAUGAGAAGAAAACAUCAAAAAGAGGUGCUUAUUCAGAGCUGUUCGAAGCCAUUGUUUCUGGUCCAGGUAAUUCUGUUCACAAGGCUCUUGAGAAGUGGGUUGAGGAAGGAAAAGAGUUGAGGAGAGAAGAGAUAUCAUUGGCCAUGCUUAAUCUUCGUAAGCGUAAAAUGUUUGGGAGGGCAUUGCAGCUCUCUGAGUGGUUGCAAGAAAAUAAGAAGCUUGACUUUAAUGAGAGAGAUUAUGCUGCACGUCUUGAUUUGAUUGCCAAAGUUCGAGGCCUACAGAGGGCAGAAAAUUACAUUGAAAUGGUUCCUAAAUCUUUCAGAGGUGAGUUGAUCUAUCGAACCCUUUUGGCAAACUGUGUUUUCUUUAACAAUGGGAAGAAAGCAGAGAUGGUCUUCAACAGAAUGAAGGACCUAGAAUUCCCAAUCACUGCAUUUACUUGCAACCAGCUGCUCCUCCUCUACAAGAGGCAUGAUAGGAAGAAAAUAGCUGAUGUCUUGUUAUUAAUGGAGAAAGAAAAUGUCAAACCUACACUCUUCACUUACAAAACUUUAAUAGACACGAAAGGCAUAUCCAAUGAUAUAGCUGGAAUGGAGCAAAUUGUUGAGGCAAUGAAGGCUGAAGGUAUUGAACCAGAUUUGUAUACGCAGUUUAUUGUGGCCAAACACUAUGCCUCAGGUGGGCUUGCAAACAAAGCUGAAGAGGUAUUGAAGGAGAUGGAAGGAGAUGAUUUAACACAGAAACGCUGGGCAUGCAAAUAUUUACUUUCUCUUUAUUCAGAGCUUGGAAAGGCUGAUGAGGUAGGAAGAAUCUGGAAGGUCUGUGAAUCAAAUCCCCGGCUUGAUGAGUGCUUGGCUGCUAUUGAUGCGUGGGGAAAGUUGAAGAAAAUUGAAGAAGCAGAAGCCGUCUUUGAGGAGAUGUUGAAUGUAUGGACGAAGCCUUCAUCAAACUCAAAAUAUUAUUCUGCACUCUUAAAGGUGUAUUCGAGGAACAAGAUGGUUGAAAAGGGAAAGGAUCUUGUUAAGCGAAUGGCAGAUAGUGGCUGCCGGAUUGGACCAUUAACUUGGGAUUCACUUGUUAGGCUCUAUGUAGAAGCAGGAGAGGUUGAAAAAGCUGACUCAAUCUUGCAGAAGGCAGCCCAACAGAACCUUGCAAAGCCCUUGUUUGUUUCUUACAUGACAGUUAUGAAUCAGUAUGCAAAGAAGGGUGAUGUCCAUAAUGCCGAGAAAAUGUUUCAUAGGAUGAGACAGGCAGGGUAUAUAUCUCGGUUACAACCAUUUCAAGCUCUAAUCCAGGCUUAUGUAAAUGCCAAAGCUCCACUUUAUGGUAUUAGGGAGAGAAUGAAAGCAGACAACAUAUUCCCAAAUAAGUCUUUGGUUGCACAGCUGGCUCAGGUAGAUCCCUUUAAGAAGACAGCAGUUUCAGACUUGCUUGACUGAAGAUUUGAGUAUUUAACAACUCCUUGGAACGUUAGUGCCCCAAUUCAAGCACAGUUAUUGUCUGUUAUUCCUAGGUUAAACGUUGAUGGUGAUUUGGAGUUAGAUAUGCUAUCAUGGUUCUUGAACAUCCUUGUGAAAAGUCAGUCUUAUAGGAUAUUUAACGAUGUAUGCUUUUACUUGGCUCAUUUUAAUGGUCUUCCAAAGUUUUCUCUUAAUCCAUCAUAUGGUACUGAACUAUGUAUUAGGGUAGAAAUAAUUUUCCCCACCUUUUUUUCUUCUGAGACAUGAAAAUGAAGAAAAAAAAUUAAAUUUUGAAUUUUUCUAUACUUUGGAUCAUAUUUGGGGGAAAAUGUACACGAUUGUAUUAUU
Messenger RNA from Rubroshorea leprosula, 2319 nucleotides. Lineage: Eukaryota; Viridiplantae; Streptophyta; Magnoliopsida; Malvales; Dipterocarpaceae. The record is from the annotation of a GenBank genome assembly.